Molecule: messenger RNA, 1779 nt
Organism: Lotus japonicus
Lineage: Eukaryota; Viridiplantae; Streptophyta; Magnoliopsida; Fabales; Fabaceae
Product: probable pectate lyase 12
Exons: 4
Coding region: 215-1660 (481 amino acids)
Molecular function (GO): pectate lyase activity
Source: RefSeq, a predicted model, not a curated record
AACUUCACACUUUCACUGUGUAUUAAUAGUUUAAUAGUCAAAUACUGCUAAACCAAGACUGGUAACAAAGUAACAACCUUUUAGGAGAAGCAGCCAUGGUUCUUCUACCUACCCACAAUGAGUGACUAUAGUGAGUGUGAACUGUAGCAAUCUCCCACCUAGCAGCACCAGUUGGCGCCUGAACUCAGCAGGGAAACCCUCUCCUUCAUCAACGAUGCUUCAAACAACCUGCAUUUUACUCAUCUCUGCAGUUGUGGGUUCGUUUUUUCCACAUGGAAGAGCAAUGCUGAACCUCACUCUGCCUGGUCAACAUCCUGACCCUGAAGCUGUUGCCCGAGAAGUUCACUGGAAAGUGAAUGCCUCACUUGCAAGGAGGGAAAUGCUAGCAGUAUCCGAGAAAGAUGUCUCAACAUCAUGCCUCACAGGGAAUCCCAUUGAUGAUUGCUGGAAAUGCGACCCAGAUUGGGCCAACAACAGGCAGAGGCUAGCCGACUGCGCCAUCGGGUUCGGGACAGGCGCGAAGGGUGGGAAAGGUGGUCAAUUUUACAUCGUCACGGACUCCUCAGACCAUGAUCCGGUGAACCCGAAACCUGGCACGCUCCGUUACGCCGUGAUUCAGAACGAGCCACUGUGGAUUGUGUUCCCUAGUAACAUGAUGAUUAAGCUUUCACAGGAGCUUAUAUUUAACAGCUAUAAGACUAUUGAUGGGCGUGGAGCGGAUGUGCACAUUGUUGGGGGAGGCUGCAUUACUUUGCAGUACAUAAGUAAUGUUAUCAUUCACAACAUUCAUGUCCACCACUGUCAUCCCUCUGGUAAUACUAACGUGCGGUCGAGUCCAGAGCACUACGGCUACCGCACACUAUCAGACGGCGACGGAAUCUCCAUCUUCGGAUCACGCGACAUAUGGAUCGACCACUGCACCCUCUCACGGUGCAAAGACGGUCUAAUCGACGCCGUGAUGGGUUCAACCGCUAUAACAAUCUCCAACAACCACUUCUCCCACCACAACGAGGUCAUGCUCCUCGGCCACAGCGACCACUACACUCCCGACUCCGCCAUGCAGGUCACAAUCGCCUUCAACCACUUCGGCGAACAGCUCGUGCAACGCAUGCCGCGGUGCAGGCUGGGUUACAUCCAUGUGGUGAACAAUGAUUUCACUCGGUGGGAGAUGUACGCGAUCGGCGGCAGCGGCGGACCGACGAUUAAUAGUCAGGGGAAUCGGUAUACGGCGCCGGAGGAUGGCCGGGCGAAGGAGGUGACGAAGCGGUUGGAUUCUGGUGACGGCGAGUGGAGCUCGUGGAAUUGGCGGUCGGAGGGGGAUGUGUUGGUGAAUGGAGCGUUUUUUGUGGCGUCUGGGGCGGAUGGGGAGGGGAAGUAUGAGAAGGCUUUUAGUGUGGACCCUAAAUCGGCGGAUCGGAUUUCGAUGCUCACCAUGGCCGCCGGUGUUCUUGGUGUUGCUAGGGACAAUAAUCUGGGCAUGUGGACCAGAGGACCCAAUGAUGGUGGUACUUAUUUUUCAGAUUUCGGCCCAGAUUACACGGAUGAUAUGUCCCAGAGUAUAAUGCGGUUGCCACCUUCACAUACUUUGUCUCUUGUAUGUGUUUUUGUUACAUUGUUGUGCUUGUUUUCUCAUGCAACACCCUUAAUAGUAGUUCUAUAACAAUGAAGAACAAGCAUCUUUAAUGUGGUGCUGCUUAUUGACUCUAUUGAAUGAAGAGGGCCUGCUCCUUAAAAAGACCAGGGCAUCAUUAAGGCUGCUAUAUCAUAUUAUAUCUUCAA